This is a messenger RNA of Medioppia subpectinata, 2004 nucleotides long. Lineage: Eukaryota; Metazoa; Arthropoda; Arachnida; Sarcoptiformes; Oppiidae. The record is from the annotation of a GenBank genome assembly.
AUGCCAAAAACACUGCCGUCAUCGGUGGUCAGCAGUGAUAAUCACCAUCAAAAUUACCCUGAUAAUCAAAUUGAUGAUGCCGAGCAUCUAGGCACUUGUGGAAUGGGCUCGUGGCGGCCCAAAUGGCUACAGGUGUUUGCGAGCCCCCUAUUUUUCACGGUCAAUUUUACACUGAUCGGGAUCAUUCAGAGUUUGUCGGGCACUUAUAUGAUGUCCAAUUUUAGUACAUUGGAAAAGAGGUUUGGCUUUGACUCAAAGAUGUCCAGCGCUAUACUGAUUGCCGAUCAGGUCAUGGAAAUGCUGAUAAGCCCGUUUAUAGGCUAUCUGGGCACCCGAUUUAGCAGACCAAGAUUAUUAGCAUUUGGUCAGUUAGUACAAGCGUUGGCCAUGUUCAUUAACGUAAUGCCCUACAUGAUCUACGGCCCGGGCACACACCUACUCACCGACGAUAGUCUACUGUCGGUCACAUUGGCUAAAAACGAGACCCGAUACGAGUCGUGUCCGGCCGAUCCCACUGGCAUUGACUGCUCCGGUGGUAAGCACUCGACGGUAUGGCCGGCGUUCAUCAUUUUCCUGGUUGGAGGCGCUGUGAAGGGCUUCGGGUAUACGACCUUUUGGGUGAUCGGCACGCCUUAUAUCGAUGACAAUGUGAGCAAAAAUAACUCACCUAUGUACUUAAGUGUCAUCACCUCGCUCAGAUUGAUCGGACCGGCCGGUGGUUUCCUACUGUCGGGCCUGGCGUUACGUUUUUAUGAAAAUCCCUUUUGGAUGUUACAAAGCGUCAAACGGUUAUUCAAAAACAAAUUGUUCGUGUUCAAUUUGGCCGGCAACGUGUUCAGGCACACUGGUUUCGGUGGCUAUUAUAUCAACAAAACCAAAUACAUUGAGUCCCAGUUCCGGCAGACCAGCUCCGGGGCCAGUAUCCUGACGGGCACCACAAGCAUACUGCCAAUGACUGUGGGUAUUAUGAUUAGCGGUAUGAUUAUCAAGUACAUUAAGCCCCGGCCCAUCACACUUGUCGUAUACAUGUUUGCUGUCGAGUGGUUCGCAAACGCCGGUAUGUUUGCCGGUAUGUUCAUCGGGUGCCCACCCCUACAACUUCCGCACACACUCACCGUAAAUAGCAAAUUUACAUUGAAUGCCGUGUGUAAUGAUGGCUGCAAUUGUACGACUAGUGUGUUCACACCAAUCUGUUCGGCCGAUAGGGUGACCACAUAUUUCUCGCCCUGUUAUGCUGGCUGUACGACCAUAAACAGGGCCACCCAGACAAUGUCAGGCUGCGAGUGCAUCGGCAACGGAGGUGUGGCCACUGCCGGGUACUGUCCGAGCGAUACCGCAAAUUGUGACACACUAUAUAUUUAUCUAUUGGUGAUGACAAUCGGUGGUAUUAUAACCUCGACCGCCAGCACCGCAUUCGUACCGUAUCCGUUAAUAUUUGGUACAGUAGUGGACUCAGCCUGUCUGGUAUGGGAGAGUAAGUGCGGUAAAAGCGGUAACUGUUGGCUAUAUGACCAGGAUCGGUUUCGGUAUACACUGCACGGCACGGCACUGGCCUUCAUCACGAUUGGCUCACUCUUUGAUUUGGGAAUCAUUUAUAACGCAAAUCUCAUUCAAAACUUUUACGACGAGCCGACCGGUGCUGAUGUCAGUGAUGGCGAAGAGACUGAUCCCAAAAUGACUUCUCCCUCUUCCCGGACUUCUCAUCCCGUAGUCCGUGUAGUACUUCUCAUACGUGUCCAUACAUACAGUCAUCACAGCCCAUACGUGCAUACAUCAGAGGUCCCAUCCGCAGGACUUCCCAUCCGUUCACUCGCACCNACUAACAUUCAUUCAUACAGUGACUUCUCCCUCUUCCCGGACUUCUCAUCCCGUAGUCCGUGUAGUACUUCUCAUACGUGUCCAUACAUACAGUCAUCACAGCCCAUACGUGCAUACAUCAGAGGUCCCAUCCGCAGGACUUCCCAUCCGUUCACUCGCACCACAACCUCUCGACACACAUGUUAA